AAGUAAGCAGAAGACGAAGAAGAAGAAGAAGAGAAACGAGAAUACAGAAGAGACACUAAACCAUCGACGUCGGCGAACUGCUGCGAUGCUUCAGGGCUUUGCGCUCCCAGCGCUCAGGGUGAAGCGAUCGUCCUUAUCGGAGGCCGUAACGGCCUGCUAAGAUGACCGCGCGUCUCCACUCGCUGAGGCACCAGGAGAAGAAAUCCACCGGAACCACCGGGCAGCGUCAUCAUCGGCAGCAACAGCAGCAGCAGCACAACACGGUUCAGCAACGCGGCGCCAGUCCAGCGCCCAGCCCUAGUCCGAGUCCCAGUCCCAGCCCUAGCCCGAAACACUCGGACGGACGAAGAGCAAACAAACCACUGAUGGAGAAGCGACGCAGGGCGCGGAUAAACCAGUCGCUGGCCGCGCUAAAGGCGCUUAUCCUGGACAGUGCUCGGCUGGAGAACACGAAGCACAGUAAACUCGAGAAGGCAGAUAUCCUCGAACUAACCGUCAGGCAUCUUCAGAGACAGAGAUCUCUCGCUCAGCCAGGCCUCUCCAGGUACAAAGCCGGCUAUCAGGACUGCUCGAGAGAGGUCAGCCGAUACUUAGACGCCCCUGACAUAAUAACCGGAAACUCGACGCCUCUGGACCCGGCCGUGAAACAGCGUCUUCUACGUCACCUGGACAGCUGCGUAUCGGAGCUGGAUCUGGACCUCGGAUCUCGUCCAGACAGCGGGCUGGGCAGUAGUCCCGGAAGCGUGACGGACAGGGUGGCGGGGGCGGCGAGUCCUGGUCCCCUAGAACAGCAGCACCACGCGGGGGCGGCGAUGCCGCAUUGCAGCGGAGGCUUGGGGGCCGGAGGCGCGGGGGUGGUGCAGAUAAAGUCGGAGCUGCCGGAGGUGAUGGAGACGGCGCGACCCGACAGCAGCACGACGGCCGGUGACGAGAACAACAACAGCAGCCGGCCGACCUCGGCGUUCAGCCAGGUAAACCCGGGGGGCGGGACGCCGGAAGCCUCGACCUCCGCCUCCCAGCAGAACCCGAACAUGCUGUCGGUCGUCCAGGUCAUUCCCUCGAGGCUGCCCGACGGUCAGGUCGUCUUCCUUCUGCCGAGUCACUACGUUCAACUUGCGGCAGCCGCCGCGGCGAACGGAAUAAGCAUCGGGCCCAAUCCGCCCACGGCUAUUUGGGCCGCAACGAACAUGUCGCUGCUCAAGGCCACCGAUAAACUCGUGGCGAAAAGGCCCCACGAUGAAUCGGUCGAAUGGGGAGUUACCGCUGGCGGGGAUCCCCACAAGCCGAGCAAGAGUCCCAGGAUCCAGGAACGCGGCGAUAAUGUUGGGCCCGAUGGCGUUCUGCAGGGUGAGAGCGUCAACGUCAACGUCAACAAUAACAACAAUCAUCAUCAUCAUAAUCAUCACCAUCAUCAUCACAGUCGUAUUCAUUCCGAGAAUCAGGGACACGAACAGCCUCUUGAUUUUACUACUUCGAAGAAAGUUGACGGAAAUUCAACGACGACGACGACGGCGGCGGCAGCGACGACGACGGCGACAACGACGACGAUGCAGAUCACGGCCGAAAGAACGAGAUGUAAUACAGCGGAGGGCGAACGAGUCGAUCAUAAUCAUCAUCAUCAUCAUCAUCAUCAUCAUCAUCGCGAGAUGGACACCGCGACUGCUGACGAAAGACCCAACAGUAGAACCGGAAGUGAGGGCCUUGCGGCCCCGUCUUCACCUUCUCUGCAUCAACCACCUCAACCACCCAAAGACGAGGAGGGGAUGUGGAGGCCGUGGUGAAUUCGUCGCUUUUCGCUUACUUGUUGUUGAAAAGUUUUCCUCCUCCUUUUUUUUUUUUUUUUUUUUUUUUUUUUGUUUGUCUGUUUUUUUUUCCUCUCCUUUUCUCCACAUC
Molecule: messenger RNA, 1893 nt
Organism: Diprion similis
Lineage: Eukaryota; Metazoa; Arthropoda; Insecta; Hymenoptera; Diprionidae
Gene: Sidpn
Exons: 3
Coding region: 162-1781 (539 amino acids)
Biological process (GO): anterior/posterior pattern specification; regulation of neurogenesis; regulation of transcription by RNA polymerase II
Cellular component (GO): nucleus
Molecular function (GO): protein dimerization activity; RNA polymerase II cis-regulatory region sequence-specific DNA binding; DNA-binding transcription factor activity, RNA polymerase II-specific
Source: RefSeq, a predicted model, not a curated record